UCCAAAGGUGGGGCGGGGCUCCAUGCAGCAGGGAAGUGUUUCCAAAUCAAUGCACUGCGCCCGUUAGAACAUCGCUAGCAGCUGGAACCGCGCGGCUUCUCGGUACUGUACGCUCUCCGUUUCUAUUGCAGGGAUUACCAUUUGGAGGUGAUCCUGUGCGAUCCGGCACAAAGAUCUGGGAAAGAAGUGAACCGGGCAGAGUGGAUCGAUGGAUGUGCACCCCAGGCACCGGCAGCGGGGAUCAGCGACCUCUAGAGGCAGGAACAGGACCCCGCACCCGGGCACUGAGAGCAGCCAGCAGCACCACAGGAGUACGGGCACCUCUCACCUCAGCCCUGCCAGUGUGAGCCUCGGGAGCACCCUGCUCAUUGUAGUUAUCAUUGAGAAGCUGGCUUUCAUCAAGGCAUUAGAUAAAAGAAUAUGGAUCACACUUUAUUUAGCUGCUUUUGUAGGUGUUUUGCACUGGAGUUAUAUAUCAACCCUUUUUGAAUCUGACCGUCACUUUUCACACCUUUCUACUUUGGAGCGAGAGAUGGCCUUCCGCACUGAAAUGGGCCUGUAUUAUUCUUACUUCAAAUCCAUCAUUGAAGCACCAUCAUAUUUUUCUGGGUUGCAGUUGGUCAUGAAUGACAAUGUUACAGAAUAUCCUAGUGUAAUAAAUACAUUAAAAAGAUUUAAUCUAUACCCGGAGGUGAUCCUAGCCAGUUUGUUCCGCAUUUAUACGGCUACAAUGAGUGCAGUUGGCAUCGAGACCAAGUUAUGUUGGACAGUUAAUCGGGGCAGUAAUCUCCGUCCUGUAGAAAGCUGUGAAGGCCUUGGAGAUCCUGCCUACUUCUAUGUCACACAAGUCUUCAUUUUGAAUGGAGUAAUGAUGUCCUUAUUCUUCAUAUAUGGAUCAUAUUUAAGUGAGAGUUGGCUUGGCGGGUUUAUAACAGUUUUGUGCUUCUUUUACAACCAUGGGGAAAGUACAAGAGUAAUGUGGACACCACCAUUACGAGAGAGCUUCUCCUACCCAUUUCUUGUAUUUCAGAUGUUCCUCUUGACAUACAUUUUAAGGACACCGACUCUUGGAAGAAGAAGCCAAUUUUUACUUUGUGUUUCUAAUGUCUUUUUUAUGCUGCCAUGGCAGUUUGCACAAUUUGUUCUUCUAACACAGAUAGCCUCACUUUUUGCUAUAUAUGUGCUUGGCUACCUUGACUCUGAGAAGUUUUUGAAAAUAUUGUAUACUCAUAUGGUUUCACUGGGACUGUGCUUCAUAUUGAUGUUUGGAAAUUCCAUGCUUUUGACAUCUUAUUAUGCAUCUUCACUCGUAGUUAUUUGUAUUAUUGCAAAGAGUAGAGGCGUUCUGAAACUUGAAGUGAAGGCAUUAAUAAAUUGGGUGCUUCAAGUGUUAAUUUGCAUACUGGGGACUGUUGCCUUGAAAGCACUGACAUCAACCAUACUUGGUGUUAAAGAUGAUGCACAUAUCUUCAAUAUACUGAAGUCAAAGUUUACAAGUUACAAAGAUUUUGACACAUUGAUGUAUACCUGUGCACCCGAGUUUGACUUUAUGGAGAGUGAGACACCAUGGAGAUAUUUAAAGACGCUAUUACUUCCUGUAGUUAUCAUUGUCUUUUUAGCCAUAUGUGUGUCGACACUUAAAGAUACUCUUACAUCAAGUAGACAAAAAAACAACAGAGGACCAGAUAACGAAAGAUUGGAGCAUUCCACAAGUGGAGAGCUCGUGUACCAUGCAUUGCAGCUAUUGGCAUUUGCCGUCCUUGCCAUUUUAAUUAUGAGACUGAAGUUGUUUUUAACACCCCACAUGUGUCUAAUGGCAUCCCUGCUAUGCUCCAGACAGGGUUUUGUUGCCAUUAUGCUCUUUGGGUGGAUCUUCAGCCGAUUGAAUCGUCAACUGUUUAUUGCUAUUGUAGUAGUAUUGAUGUCUAUCCAAGGUAUUCGCAACAUUCAGACUCAGCUGAAUAUCAAAGGAGAGUUCAGCAACAUAGCUCAGGAAGAACUAUUGGAGUGGAUAAAAUUCAGUACAAGACCAAAUUCAGUAUUUGCUGGAGCAAUGCCUACUAUGGCAAGUGUUAAAUUAUCCACUGGACGCCCAAUUGUCAACCACCCUCAUUAUGAAGAUGCUGGUUUGCGAAUGAGAACAAAAAUGGUGUACUCAAUGUACAGUCGUAAACCCGCUGAAGAAGUAAAGAAGCGCCUGAUUGACAUGGGUGUACAUUAUUUUAUCCUAGAAGAUGCAUGGUGCACAAGGAGAACAAAAACUGGUUGCACCAUGUCAGAAAUCUGGGAUAUAGAGGAUCCAUCUAAUGUUGGAAAGAUUCCCUUAUGUUCUGUUUUGGCCAAGGAUUCAUUGCCACACUUUGCUACUGUAUUUCAAAAUAAUAUUUACAAAGUUUUAAAAGUUAACACAAUACCAUUUCAUAUCAGAUAGAUGUUUUUAAUUCUGGUAUAACCUGGUUUUACAGAUGUUUGUAGUCUGAGAUUUUGUAACAUACACCAUGCUAUGCAAAUCUUUAUUGCUAAGAAAGUAGAAAAAUACUUUACAUCCUUCUAUGGAGAACCGCAAUCAAUUUGUUUAGUAUUGCUAAAGUUGCAUAUGAAUGAGGAGAACAUUAGACCUACAAAAACUGCCUUAAAAAUGUUUUCAUUUCAUUUGGCAGAAGUUUCAUGAGGCAAUUUUACAGUUUUGCACCAAAGAGAAUAUGAAAUAUGUAUAUUUAUGUAAUAGUAAUGGGUGUUAUGUUUCAGCAAUGUUCUAUGUAGAUUUGUUUUAUUAUAUUACAUUUUUUUAUAUUGAUCUGUGAUGAUUUUGUUUCAUGACUAGUGCUGUGGAGUGUGGUGUCUGCUUCAGUGCCAAAAAGAAUGAUUCAUUCAAGUGCAACUUUCAGGGCCAAUUUUAUAGCAGUAUACCGUACAUGAGUAAUAGGUAUGUGGGGUCAUGCCAAGUAUGCCCACUUUGUGUACAAACCACCCUGAAUGGAUAAUUUCCCCUAAGACCAAACCUAUUAUAACCUCUUCUACUUGGUACUUUGUGGGGAAAUUGCCAUUGUCAAGUAGUAUGGCAUUGUAAUAUUUAAUUUUCUUUUUGGUUUUUAUAUUAUUUUGCAUAGUUGUUACAUGCAGUAUUUUAAUACAUCUUAUGUUUUCUUUUUCCUUUUGACAUUUCAAUUUAACUGAGAAUGUUUGUUUAUUACUGCAAAACCAGGAAACAGCAAGCAGUUACUGUACAUUCCAAAUUAUGCUUCAGUAGUACAAGCAAGCAGGCAUUUCUAAACAUAUAUGCUUGUCACUAGUUUAUAGCAAUGUCCUUUUUUAGUAUAUUUAUUGGUUUCUUCCCACCCCACCCAGCUUUAUUGACAAGUCUCUCCCUAAUACACAAUUAAGAAGAUAUCUGUUAAACAGACAGGGUGGUAAGAGGCCAUCGGAGACUAGCCCAAUGACGUAAAGGACAACUGUAGUGGUACACAUUUAUAUAUGCCCGGGCCUCAAAAAUAACUCAUACAUAC
This is a messenger RNA of Hyla sarda, 3506 nucleotides long. It is a transcript of the gene DPY19L1, whose product is annotated as dpy-19 like C-mannosyltransferase 1. Gene Ontology annotation, molecular function: mannosyltransferase activity. Gene Ontology annotation, cellular component: nuclear inner membrane. Bases 209 to 2431 code for a protein of 740 amino acids. The transcript has 25 exons. The record is from RefSeq and is a predicted model, not a curated record. NCBI's taxonomy places the organism in Eukaryota, Metazoa, Chordata, Amphibia, Anura, Hylidae.